Messenger RNA from Ceratotherium simum simum (southern white rhinoceros), 453 nucleotides. The record is from RefSeq and is a predicted model, not a curated record. NCBI's taxonomy places the organism in Eukaryota, Metazoa, Chordata, Mammalia, Perissodactyla, Rhinocerotidae.
AUGGUUAAAUCCAAGUUGGAGGCUGUGGACAGCAGCGGAGUGUUCAGAAAACUCAUUAGCGUCCAACCUCCUCAAUUAGGCAGAGUAAACAUGCACUACUCUGAAUUGCCCCCACUGCAGUGGGUAUACACAGAAUUCAAGCAAAGUGUUGGCCUAGCACCCAAGGAUUUGACCACUGAAGUUUACUUCUCUUUAAUCAAAUUCAGGUCACAUCUUCCUGUAGUUUUCUAUGUAAAACAAUAUUUUGAGUAUCCAAAAUGGGUAGGAGAAUAUGGAUCCAAUAAAAGACAAGGGAGAUACGAACAAAGGAAUGGACAUUCUGCCCUGCUCUGGUCUCUGGAGGCUGACCACAUGGACUGUAUCAUGGGCAUGCUUGUCUCUGGCUUCAGUGGCUUCUACAGAGACAUUGGGCAGGAGAUCGAAGAGAGGGAGAAGAGUAAAGUCAGGGCUUAG